Cladophialophora carrionii CBS 160.54 is the source of this 1062-nucleotide messenger RNA. RefSeq lists its product as uncharacterized. The coding region runs from base 1 to 1062 and encodes 353 amino acids. Gene Ontology annotation, cellular component: nucleus; cytoplasm. Gene Ontology annotation, molecular function: nicotinamide-nucleotide adenylyltransferase activity; ATP hydrolysis activity. The record is from RefSeq and is a predicted model, not a curated record. Lineage: Eukaryota; Fungi; Ascomycota; Eurotiomycetes; Chaetothyriales; Herpotrichiellaceae. The transcript has 2 exons.
AUGUCCCCAGCAACUCUAGACAUGCAAGCACUCCAGUCCCUCCGGUCCGAGUUCUCCAAAGCAUUAAAAGACUUUGCGGGCUCGUCGUCGUCAUUCCGAAUCCUAUAUACCGUUCCUCCAACAUCAGCGCCCAGCAACGGGAAACCCAUCCCCACAAGGACGCUCUACGUGCUGGACUCAAGUUUCAACCCCCCUUCAAAAGCCCACUCGAGCCUCGUCAAAACGGCAUUGAGGUCCCAGCGCUCAAAUUCGGAAAGGAAAGAUCACAGCCGAAGCGAGACGCCUCGAGUUUUAUUCCUGCUCGCGACAGUCAACGCCGAUAAGAAACCCAAGCCCGCCGACUUUGAAGACCGUAUCGUCAUGAUGACACUGGCGGCACAGGACCUGCGGUCUUCUUUCUCGUCGACUGGCGGUCCCACUUCUGAUUCUGAUUCUGCGUCCGCGUCCGUGACGGUGGAAGCGCCGAUCAUCGACAUCGGCAUCACGAAGCAGCCGUAUUUCGUGGACAAGGCCAGCGCGAUCAGAGACAGUAAUGUCUACGAGAACCCAGACCGCGAGGACGGCGUCGUCGAGCAAAUCCACUUGACCGGGUUUGACACGCUACUUCGCAUCUUCACCCCGAAGUACUACCCGAAGCAUGACCCGCCGUUGUCGGCUCUGGAACCUUUUCUGCAGCAUCAUCGCGUGAGGGCAACGAUACGGGUCGAUCCGGACAGUCCGAGCGAGAACUUGAAGGAUGCACAGAAGACGGAGGCCGGGUCAGGCGCUGGUGCUGCGCCACCGACCCGCGACUUUGGCACGCCGGAAGGCCAGUUGAAGUACCUCGAGGGCAUUCAGCAGGGAGCGCUGGAGAACGAGGGAAUGAAACGAGAGUGGUCUGACAGAGUGGACUUGGUCGUGGACGAGGAUGGAGAGGCUCAGGGCGUAAGUAGUACGAAGGUCAGGGAUGCGGUGAAGGAAGGGAACUGGGCUCAAGUGAGAGAGCUAGUCGGGCCGAGCGUAGGCGAUUGGAUCAAAGAGACGAGGUUGUACUUGGAAGGGGACGGCAAUGGGAAGCUGUAA